Messenger RNA from Bipolaris maydis ATCC 48331, 3216 nucleotides. Lineage: Eukaryota; Fungi; Ascomycota; Dothideomycetes; Pleosporales; Pleosporaceae. The record is from RefSeq and is a predicted model, not a curated record.
AGAACACCUUCCUGCCCCCGUGAUACGCGCCCAUACCUGCCCAACACACCCAGCUUGUGUACGGACCGAUGAUUCGAAAUGUCCGGUGUCGAAGCCAUCACCGCCAUCCAGCUGAUCGACGCCUGCAUCGGCAUCGCUAAUACGAUCAUCGACAUUGGGCGUGCCGUUCACGAUGCUCAAGGAUUACCGCCAAAGCUUCGAGACCUGCUCGAAAAGUUGCCAGCAAUCCAAGAACUGUUGGAAAGUGCGCAGGAGAGCUGCGAGGAAGGGAGCAUCACAGAGGAUGCUAGCAAGAGCGCACAGCCGAUUUUGAAACAGUGCGAGGUGGCUUUAGCUGAACUAAGAGACAUAUUCAGGAAAGCGUGCCCAAAAGACGGGGAGAAUCGUACCAAGCGCAUCUGGAGAGGCACAAAGACUGUCUUCUUCGGCCGAGAUAGCCAGGCACAGAGGCUUCUGGUGACCAUCCAAGACAACUUGAGACUGUUGGAACAGAAGGAGAUCUAUGUUAUUGGCGACAAGCUGGACGCACUGGAGCAAGUUACGGAAUCACUAGCGAAUGAGGACGGCAAGUAUACACAUACUGGAGCGGGCAACAUCAUUGCCAAUGAAGGCGGCAGCUCUACGAAUUAUAUAGUUGGUGGAAGCAACAAUCGACAGAUCAACAAUCCUGGAGUGUACAAUGAGGGCCCUUCUACCGCUGACGACAGCGCGACGCUAGAACGACCCGAGACACCGCCUGAACCGUCAAUUAACGUCCCGUUUCCACGCGACCCAGACUUCGUCGACCACGGAACGCUGCUUGAUCAGAUUAGCAAACGAUGCGCAGCGCCAGCAUCGCGGGUAGCGCUGGUGGGCCUCGGCGGCGUGGGGAAGUCGCAGCUAGCCAUCGAGCACUGCUACCGCACUGCCGAACAGUCGCUGGACACGUGGGUGUUCUGGGCGCAUGCGAGCAACACCGCGCGACUCGAGCAGAGCUUCCGGGAGAUCGCCAACCAGGUCAGGGCUCGCGGCCGCAAGGACCCGCAGGCAGACGUGUUUGAGCUAGUGCGCGACUGGCUGCGCAAUGCGAAGAACGGACGGUGGCUAUUAGUGCUCGAUAAUACAGAUGAUGCUGCUAUAGUCUCUCCGACAGAGGGAAGCAGUGGUCUCCAGCAGCAUCUAUCAAGGUAUCUGCCUUUUAGCAGGCACGGCGCCGUCCUUGUGACGAGUCGGACAAAGAGCGCAGCGAUGCAGAUUGUAGAGGAUAGUGACAUUAUACUAAUCGAGCCAAUGCACGAUGCAGCUGCACACGCUCUGCUCCGUAAGAAGCUAAGGGACAUAGACGACAAAGACGACAACAUCGCUACGCUAGCUACGACGCUUAGUUAUAUGCCGCUUGCUCUCGUGCAGGCGGCAGCAUACAUUCGAGAGCGAGCACCACGGUGCUCUGUGCGGCAGUACCUCGAGGAGUACCGUCAGAGCGAUCACAGAAAGACGAGGCUGCUAAACCAGGAGGCGGGUCACCUUCGCCGAGAUAUAGCAGCUAGCAACUCUAUCUUAGUAACGUGGCAGAUCUCAUUCGACCACAUACGGAGCACAAGACAGUCAGCAGCAGGCCUGCUGUCGCUGAUGAGCUUCUUUGACCGACAGGGGAUUCAGGAAGCUCUACUCCACCAACAGAGCAGCAUAGCAGACGAUGGAUUUGAAGAGGACGUGCUAGUCCUGCGAGACUACUCACUUAUUACGGUGACUAGAGAUGUAGACACAUUUGAGAUGCAUAGCCUAGUGCAGCUAGCGACGCGCACGUGGCUUGAAAACGAAGGGCAGCUAGAUAAGUGGAGAGAGCGGUUUAUCUCUAACCUAUGUGCAGAGCUGCCGACAGGAGAGCACGAAAACUGGGAGAAGUGCCAAGCGCUAUUUCCACACGCACGAGCAGCACUAGCACAGCAGCCUAAGAGUAAAGAGUCACGAAAGGAGUGGGCGUUGUUGCUAUAUAGGGCGGCAUGGUACGCGUGGCGACGGGGGAGAGCUGGCGAGGCAGAGGAGAUGGCGACGAUGUCGAUGGAGGUUAGGAGUGAAGAGCUUGGGGAAGGAGAUGUGAGAAUGAUAGAGAGCAUGGGGAUGGUGGGACUAGCUAGAGAGCUUGGAGGUAAGUACAAAGAGGCAGAGGCGAUGCAUAGGCAGACGCUGGCGCAGAUGGAGAAGGUGUUCGGGUAUGGACAUCUACACACGCUGUCGAGCAUGAACAACUUGGCGCUAGUGCUAACUAGCCAGGGCAAGUAUAAAGAGGCAGAGGUGAUGAAUCGACAGACGCUGGCAUUAAUGGAGAAGGUGAAGCAUCCAGACACGCUAAUGAGCAUGAACAACUUGGCACACGCGCUGGAAAGCCAGGGCAAGUACGAGGAGGCAGAGGCGAUGAAUCGACAUACGCUGGUGCGGAGGGAGAAGGUGCUUGGGCAUGAGCAUCCAGACACGCUACUAAGUAUGCACAACUUGGCACACGUGCUGGACAGCCAGGGCAAGUACAAGGAGGCAGAGGCGAUGAAUCGACAGACGCUGGUGCGGAGGGAGAAGGUACUUGGGCAUGAGCAUCCACACACGCUACUGAGUAUGCACAACUUGGCACACGUAUUGGAUAGGCAGGGCAAGUACGAGGAGGCAGAGACAAUAAACCGACAGACGCUGGCGUUGAGAGAGAAGGUGCUCGGGCAUGAGCAUCCACACACGAUAACGAGUAUGGGCAACCUAGUAGGAGUACUAGAUAGCCAGAGCAAGUACGAGGAGGCAGAGACGAUAAACCGAAAAAGGCUAGUGCUAAUGGAGAAAGUGCUUGGGUAUGAGCAUCCAGAUACGCUAAUGAGUAUGCAUAAAUUAGUACUAUUACUGGAUAGGCAGGGUAGGUAUGCAGAGGCAGAGGCGAUAAAUCGACAGACGCUGGCACGGAGAGAAAAGGUGCUUGGGCAUGAGCACCUAUCCACGCUGACGAGCGUAUACUGCCUUGCUAAUCUUCUUACACAUCAACAUUACUACAACGAAGCCUUGGCCCUAUACAAGAGAGCAUGCACUGGGUACGAAACUAUACUUGGGAAGGCUCACUCAACCACGCAUGCGUGUCACCAGCAUUACGCUUAUGCGCUUGCAUCUCACAAGCAGCACCAGCUUGCUAUCCCUCCUACAACUACAGAUAGCAGCGCACGUGCAUACGCAGGCAAACAGUCAAAGCUGGACUACAUGUAA